AUGGGGCCCCCUACUGACCCCGGGCCCUCGGGCAGUGCCCAAGUUCCUGAAUGGUCAGUCCGCCCCUGGGGACAUGUACACUGAUCAUCAGGGCACUGAUGAUCAGUGUGCCCUGAUGAUCAGUGUGGCCCCAGAAGUGCCACCUGUCAGUGCCCAUUAGUGCCAUGUGCCAGUGCCCAUCAGUGCCACAUCAAUGCCACAUAUCAGUGCAUACCAGUGCACAUCAAUGCCACAUAUCAGUGCCCAUCUGAGCUGCCUUUCAAUGUCACCCAUCAGUGCCACCUAUCAAUGCCAAUCAGUGCCACCUAUCAGUGCUGCCAAUCAGUGCCACCUAUCCGUGCCAGUCAGUGUCACCUAUCAGUGCACAUCAGUGCCAGUCAGUGCCGCCUAUCAGUGCCAGUCAGUGCCACCUAUCAGUGCCAGUUAGUGCCGCCUAACAGUGCCAGUCAGUGCCGCCUAUCAGUGUCAUGUAUCAGUGCUGCCUUUCAGUGCCCAUCAGUGAUGCCUGUCAAUGCCCAUCAGUGCAACCUACCAGUGCCUCCGUAUCAGUGCCCAUCAGUGCCACCUAUCAUCAGUGUCCAUCAGUGCAGCCUAUCAGUGCCCAUCACUGCAACCUCAUUAGCACACAUCAGUGAAGGAGAAAAAUCACUUAUUUACAAAAUUGUAUAACAAAAACUAAGAAAAAAAUUUUUUUUUCAAAAUUUUCAGUGGUUUUUGGUUUCUUUAAGAAAAAAUAA
Messenger RNA from Staurois parvus, 737 nucleotides. Lineage: Eukaryota; Metazoa; Chordata; Amphibia; Anura; Ranidae. The record is from the annotation of a GenBank genome assembly.